This is a messenger RNA of Linum tenue, 1603 nucleotides long. Lineage: Eukaryota; Viridiplantae; Streptophyta; Magnoliopsida; Malpighiales; Linaceae. The record is from the annotation of a GenBank genome assembly.
AUGGCGACUGCGACGAUGAGGAAGACGCGGGGAUUGUGGCGGCGCUCUUUUUUCCCUAAUCUCCCUCCGAUUCCAAGUCUCAACCCCUCCAUCCGCCAUCGAAAUCCAGCGAACGAAGGCCAAGAAGGAGAAGGGGUAGCUGCAGUGGUGAAGAUCGACCGCCGGUCGUCGUCGCCAUCCCGUCGUCAUCUCGUCCUUCUUCAUCCUCCAGAUCGAAGGCCAGGAGGCAGUAGCAGCAGGCAGAACAAAACAAAACAAAAACAAGAAGAAAACCAGAGAAACGAGGCAAACAAGGUCCAAGUUGGGGAGGAAGAGAUGGCAGGUCUAGCAAGGCCACAGUUCGUGCUGUUUGGGUCCUCAAUUGUUCAGAUGAGCUUCAGCAAUGGCGGAUGGGGUGCUAUUCUCGCCGACAUCUAUGCUCGUAAGGCGGACAUAGUGUUGCGAGGAUAUUCAGGUUGGAACUCCAGGCGAGCUCUCCAAGUUCUCCAUCAAGUCUUCCCCAAAGACGCCGCCGUCCAGCCUUCCCUCGUCGUCGUUUACUUCGGCGGCAAUGACUCAAUUCACCCGCACCAAACAGGGCUCGGCCCUCACGUCCCUCUUCCCGAAUACGUCGACAACAUGACCAAAAUCGCCCUCCAUCUCAAGAGCUUAUCCGACAAGACCCGGGUGAUUUUCCUCACUGCCCCUCCUGUAGACGAGGACCUUAUGAACACAACGCUAGGUAAUGUGUUCGACAUGGUUCGGACGAAUGAGGCGUGCGGGGUUUACUCCCAAGCGUGUAUGAAGCUGUGCGACGAGAUCGGCGUUAAAGGAGUGGAUCUCUGGAGUUCGAUACAGCAAACAGACAACUGGAAGAAUUGCUUCACGGAUGGAAUCCAUCUGUCGCCGCAGGGGAGCAAGGUGGUGGUGAAGGAGAUUCUCAAGGUCAUCAAGGAAGCAGAAUGGGAGCCAAGCCUCGACUGCAGAUUCAUGCCGGUCGAGUUUCCAGAAGAUUCGCCAUACGAUAUGGUUGGUAACGACGGGAAGACUAUCAAUAUCUGCAAUUUCGACUUCAACAAAACUGCUCUCUGGGAUUAUUGAGAGUUCACUUCCAGUAGACAGGGUUUCGCGUCAAUUCUGUCUAUUUUAAGUUUUAGCUAUCCAAUGCUGUCCCUAUUCUAUUUGUAAUUUGAUCGACUGUCCGAGGACAAGAAAACAAAGGGACAUUGUGUCGUCCAUAAUAAUGAACACAAGAAAUAAGUCAAACGUGUUAAAAAUUUGAAUCAGCUCACUCGAUCAUGUCUCAUCUUUGUUUGUUCAGACGUAGUUAUAUUACAAGAGAAGGUAAGUUAAAGUUCCUACCAGAUGUGCCCCAGCCAAACAACCCCGCCUUCACCAUUCUCCCUAAAUGUGUCCAGCGACGAAGUCAUACAGAUUCCCCCAAACCAAGCGUAUAUAACAUGUAUAUUAUCCGUUACAAAAGAAUGAUAAUACAUACAAAAUGAGCAGAGCAUGAACAAAAGGCAGCAGCAAAACCACGAACAAAAAAAAAAAAAACAGAUAAGGAAACCAGCACAAUUUUCCCCUUCUAAAGCUCCCCCGGCAACCUAAUUCGAACCAUAUC